Molecule: messenger RNA, 666 nt
Organism: Symbiodinium natans
Lineage: Eukaryota; Dinophyceae; Suessiales; Symbiodiniaceae
Source: the annotation of a GenBank genome assembly
AUGCGGCAUUUUCCCAGGUGGACGCCUUUCAGCGAGGCCUUUGUGAGGAACCUCGUGAAUGGAAUGCCCUGGGCGCCCACCAGGAGGUGGUCCGCCUGCUGCUCAAGGAGUGGCGGAAAGCUCAGCCCGGCGGGCCGAGACGCGGAGCGCUCGCAGCACGAAAUGUUCGGCAGGCUUGUGACCAGCACGUUGGAUUGCGUCGCGGGAGAUGCCUCAACACGGCCCCUCCUUGACAAGUCCGGCCCCUUGGCGCUCACCUGGGGGCGAGCCCGAAGGCUGGAUGCCCAGCACAGCGCUGCCUGCCCAGGCCGACGCCUCUGGAAGGGUCCCGUGCAAUUCCAUGAGGCCGCCUCCGCCGGAAGCUGGGGGGGACCCAUGCAACUCGAAGAGGCCCGCCGCUUGUGCGCGACUGCGCCUUGCUCGGAGGGCUGCCGCUCUGGCGAUCUGCAAACGCACACCCGAAGCCGAGCGAGAUGCAGGCAGCUUCCCUCCGGAUUGCUCAGCCCAGCCAUGCUCUCUCACAAUGUUGCAGUCUUCGCGGCGUCGGCGCUCAGCUUGCGCCUGCGCUGGACACAGGUCUGGCCUUCGUUGCCACACUGGUGGUCCAGGUUUGCACCGACGGCGGCCAGCUCCUGGGUCUCCUUGAUGCCUUCGGCGUCGGCGUAA